AUGUGCUGUGCCACCAGGCAUCAGAAGUACUACCUGGAGCUCCAGGGGCCGUCCAGCGAGCUGACGGCCCGCUGUUGGCGUGAGGUGCUCACCCUUGAGCUCCCCCAGCCUGACACAGGCGACCCAGCCCUUAACCGCCAACUUAUCGCCCUCUUCUACGUCCGGCCGUUCGGCGAGCCACCGCCGACGACCGCCUGGCAAGAACUCGGCCUCGCAGCGAUCUCGCCGGCACCCAUGAGCCACUGGGAAGAGGCCGCAGCGACGGCCAAAGCCGAAGCCGACACGAGCAGCAACGACGGUGGGCUGUUGUGUGCUCGAGUCACUGUCAGCGCCCUGUUCGACCUCGAAUCCAUCUGGCUGUUCCGCCGCCGACACAACUCCCCAGGUCUCGCCUACUCAGGCGUCAUGGGCGACAAAGUCACAGAGCUCCACUUCACCAUCACCCCACCACAGCCCGAGCGCAGGGAGAGUAAGGGAGGAAAUGUACCCUCGGAGAGCCAGGUUGUCGACCGUAACGGCCAGCCAAUGGCGUUCGAGUUCCUCCAGGAAAGCCAGCCCGGUCUCGGACUCGCCCACAUGACCCACGGCCCAGAGAGCGGCUCUUCUCUCGAGCGGAGACACGGAUUCGUUGGUCAGCGUAGCCCACACUUCGUCGAGGUAUCGGCCGUUACGAAGGAACCUGAUGGUCAGACGCCGAACCAAAUCAAAGUUAGCAACGCGUGA
Molecule: messenger RNA, 723 nt
Organism: Acanthamoeba castellanii str. Neff
Lineage: Eukaryota; Discosea; Longamoebia; Acanthamoebidae
Exons: 5
Coding region: 1-723 (240 amino acids)
Source: RefSeq, a predicted model, not a curated record